AUGGGAUCGUCAUGUCCCGAGAUAAUGCCAGCUGCGUCUUCUUUAGUAAAAGUGAUUGUGGGGAUGUCAGCCAUUGUUGCUGCUACAGUUUCUGCCACAAUUUCAGCCAUCGUUGUCGCGAUUGAUCAAUUAGUUAUACUAAUUAAAAUUAACAACUUAAAUAAAGAAAGUGGAGAUGCAGUUGAAGAUUUGGAUGAUGUUACUGAACAAGAUGAAGGAGACCCAAUUUUCUUACUGCCUCGUUAUCCUUGGGAAAGGAGUGACCGUCAUUAUCAAUAUCUUCUUGGCAGGAUGUUCAACAUUCUACGUGAUAAUAAACUGGAACUUGCUGGAGACAGGCGGAGAACUAUUCUGAGACCUCCACAGGUUCUUCGUGAGGGCAUAAAGAAAAUUGUUUUUGUCAAUUUUAUGGACUUGCUCCCCAAUCUUGUAGGAUGCAUCGACCAUGUUAUGGCUUUCUUUCUUACUAAACUGGGUAUAAGUGGCUGUUUAGACGGACAGCAAGGAUUGGUUGUGAAGGGUCGAUUUACACCAAAGAACUUUGAAGGAAUUCUAUGAUGAUAUAUCAAUGAAUAUGUCACUUUCCUUGGGUGUAAAAGUUCGAACACAAUACUUUCUAAGGAGAAUCGUUUGUUCUUCUUUCGAUGUGAGAACGCUAAUGAUGCUAAAAGCGAGUCUACUAAUCCCUUUGAUGCUAGGAUCAUCCGGUGA
Messenger RNA from Arachis ipaensis, 711 nucleotides. RefSeq names its product eukaryotic translation initiation factor 2 subunit beta-like. The record is from RefSeq and is a predicted model, not a curated record. Gene Ontology annotation, molecular function: translation initiation factor activity; mRNA binding; translation initiation factor binding. Gene Ontology annotation, biological process: translational initiation; formation of translation preinitiation complex. Lineage: Eukaryota; Viridiplantae; Streptophyta; Magnoliopsida; Fabales; Fabaceae. Gene Ontology annotation, cellular component: eukaryotic translation initiation factor 2 complex.